CCUCCUCUCUUCAAAAACAUUUUUCGCAGCAAAAAAUACAAAAAAAAUGCGUCGUUAAUGGCGGUGUACAGAUCUCUGAGAACCCUAAUUUCCCAAAACCCUAAGACCAAGCUCUCCAGAAUCUUCCUCACUCUCGCCUUCCCAUCUCCUAUUCCCUUAUUCCCAUCCCCAUCUCCCUCCCACUUUCUCUCUCAUCCUCCUCGCGUUCGCUCUCUCUAUCCUCUCUCCAAUUCCAUCAUCCCCUUCCACGGCCCUCUCUUCCUCUCUUCUCCUCCAUGGAUGCUCUCUCAGUCCUCCACUCCUCUCUACGUCCAAUCCGAUCUCGUUUUGCUCCCCAGAGUCCACGGCUUCAAUUUGCUCAGGCGGCCCAGUUUUCCGAUCAAUUUCGGGCUCGAAUCGGUUUCUUCGGUCCCCAAGUUGUUGAAUUUGACUGGUACGAAGGGAUCGAGUGAUAGCAAGGUCGGUGGAUUUGUGGAGAGUUUCGUGAAUUUGCCGAACUUGAUCUCGAUGAGUCGAUUGGUCUCUGGUCCGUUUCUCGGAUGGAUGAUCUUACACGAAAUGUAUAUCCCUGCAUUUGUGGGGCUGGCUAUCUCUGGAGCAACUGACUGGCUUGAUGGAUACGUGGCUAGGAAGAUGGGAAUCAAUUCUGUUAUCGGUUCUUAUCUUGACCCUCUUGCUGACAAGGUCCUGAUUGGAUGUGUUGCUUUAGCAAUGGUUGAUAUGGGCCUUCUACACCCUGGACUCGUUGGGCUUGUUGUGCUGCGAGAUGUUGCCCUCAUUGGGGGCGCAGCGUAUAAAAGAGCUAGCAGUUUGGAUUGGGAGUGGAAAAGUUGGUUUGACUUCUUCAAUAUUGAUGGGACCCGUCCGCUGAAGGUUGAGCCUCUGUUUAUUAGCAAGGUUAAUACAGUUUUCCAAUUGGUCUUGGUUGCUGCAGUUCUUCUUCAACCAGAAUUUGGAACCCUAGAAACUGAGUCGUACAUCACUUACCUGAGUUGGUUGGUGGCUUCAACGACAGUAGCUUCCACUGCAGCAUACGGAGUGCGACACCUAAGGAGCGGAUCUUUGACAAUCAAAAGGAAAUAGUAGCUGAAUCUCUGGCCUGAAUUCUAGAGCAACUCCUUUCACGGACUAGUAAAAGUCGUUGCAUUUGAACUGCAAAGUUUUCAUGGUUCUGAGAUAACUGUAGGUAAAAGGAGGCAUUUAGCUUACUUUGUUGCUAUUUAUGUCCAUUGAGGAGAGAGAAGAUAAUGCUUUUUUACAUCUAAAAGCUCCUCUCCUACAAUUUGUUCAUUGUAAAUGGCCUCUGGCAGUUGAUCUCUGGUGCAAAUUAGGUGGUGUAUGGGGGCAGAUGUCAACCCCAUUUAAGUCACGGAGAACUUUUUUUUAAUGUUUUUAGUUUCCAUUCUCAGAGAAGAAAUGCAAGGUUGUAAAGAUCAUUCUGAAUAGAUUAAGAGACAUUCUUCUGAAAUUUUUGCACGAGCAGGUGCGCGCGCGCACACAUAUAAACAGAAGUGUAAUGUUAAGGAAAUUUUUUCAAUCUCAUCUUAUUUUACUA
This is a messenger RNA of Camellia sinensis, 1555 nucleotides long. RefSeq names its product cardiolipin synthase (gene CLS). Gene Ontology annotation, molecular function: cardiolipin synthase (CMP-forming) activity. Gene Ontology annotation, biological process: cardiolipin biosynthetic process. Gene Ontology annotation, cellular component: mitochondrion; membrane. NCBI's taxonomy places the organism in Eukaryota, Viridiplantae, Streptophyta, Magnoliopsida, Ericales, Theaceae. The record is from RefSeq and is a predicted model, not a curated record.